AUGGAAAACUCGACUGACAUUUUGCGUACUCCUUUCGGUGAGGAUUUACCGCGCGCCUUCAGUUACAGCACAGCGAGCAGUGAAGAUACUCAUUAUUGUGGACCUUAUGUGCAAACGAUUCUACAUUUCGCCAGUUACCGAAAUUAUCAGUUGAAACUCAUCAACAAUGAUAUUUUCAACAUAUCACGUACAUUGUUGAAAAUUGAAGCUGGAGAGUAUAAUCUGUCUUUGCAUGGAGUAUCUUAUACUAGACCAAACACUAUUGUGCAGUAUAGCUAUCCGGUUGAAAUAUCCAAAAAAUGUAUAAUGGUACCUUUGGAAGAUGAACUUCCCAAAUUUUGGCAUAUUGUGUGGCCUUUUGAUCGUUAUAUUUGGCUUGUUUGUUUCUUCAGUAUUUUUUAUAUAGCUGUGCUAAUGUGUUUCAUAGAACAUCCGGUAAGAACAGUCACUAAUGAUGUUGCACGUAACUUGUCGUAUAGCUUAGCAAUACUAUUGUACUGCUCUAAUAUGAAUAUACGCAUUAAAAAUAUCACUGCAAGAGUCUUCACAUUCUAUACGCUACUCUUUUCACUUGGUUUUAUACUAAAUGCUUACUAUUUUCCAUAUAUCACGGCUUAUAAUAUGAAGCCCAUUUUUACAACUCCAAUUAAUACCGUAGAGGAAUUACUUCAAAGUAAUACAGAAAUUUUACUUCCACCAGAAUAUCAUAAUGAUGUUGAUGAUUAUAAGUACCAAAAAAAUUUAAAACCAUUAGGUGAACUUUUUACAAGGCGUGUUUUUAAGGUUAGAUUGGAAUAUUUAAAUCGUUCCGUGGCUUAUGUGCUUCUACAGGAUAAAUGGAAAUUUGUGGAUAUGCAACAAGUGACUUUAAAGAAGCCAUAUUUUCAUCUGACUCCAUUGUGUUUUGGAGUGUGCUUCAAAUCGUAUCCAGUAAGCUUAAAUUCAAGUUUUCUUCACUCAUUGAACCGAUUUGUGUUGAAAGUAAAGGAAGCAGGACUUUGGCAGAAAUGGGAAUGGGAUGCCUUUCUUAUUGCUCGACGUGCAAAAUAUGCAAGCAUCGUCUUGGACAGCUAUCCUUUACAACCUUUAAAGAUAGCCCGUUUAUAUCCUACUCCACAUUUAUUGAAAAAUAACCAAAAGGCGGUCUACGAUUACCAUCGUUUAGAAUGUAAAUAA
Molecule: messenger RNA, 1176 nt
Organism: Teleopsis dalmanni
Lineage: Eukaryota; Metazoa; Arthropoda; Insecta; Diptera; Diopsidae
Exons: 2
Coding region: 1-1176 (391 amino acids)
Source: RefSeq, a predicted model, not a curated record